Molecule: messenger RNA, 474 nt
Organism: Danaus chrysippus (African queen)
Lineage: Eukaryota; Metazoa; Arthropoda; Insecta; Lepidoptera; Nymphalidae
Source: the annotation of a GenBank genome assembly
AUGGGUCACGUGGCGCAAUCCAUGGCUUUCGGUGGUCAUCCUGAGGGUGCCGCGCUGGUCACCAGACAUGACCAGCUGGCUGGCAGUCUGGCUAGGCUGCAGAGACUGGCAGCGAGCAGGCAGGCCGCGCUCGUGGAGAGUGUGUGCAGCGACCCAGAGAGCUUCACCGACGGUUUCCCAACUCGAUAUCCUACAGGACUGAAUAUCACGAGAUAUAGCUAUCAACACUCCUCCUUCAUCCUGUUUGGUGCUCCAGGAGGAAGUAACUCCCAGCAGAUAGCGCUGAGACAGCAGGCGCUCAGUGAGGCGUGGCGGUCACUGCGAGGUGCUGCAGACCUUAGGAGGAAACUGCUGCACCAACACCUGGAAUCACAGACCUUCCUAUCCGAGGAGGAGAGGAGCGUUGCCGCGCGGCAGGUGGCGGGUGGCGUUGGAGCAGCUGAUCGACUGGCGCUGCUUCCUGAGAGACGAUAA